AUGGCCCAGACCCCAGAGAACAAGGCCGCCUGGUUACCCGCCUCCCAAAUCACGCCGCUUCAGAUCAGCCCGGCGCCGUACACCUCGCCCGGGCCUCACCAGAUUGUGGUGAAGAACAGGGCACUGGGAAUCAAUUCGGUUGACUGGGCCAAGCAGAUGCUCGGCGAAGCCUUGCUAGGCCACAUCACCUAUCCCUUUAUUCUCGGCGAGGACGUAGCCGGCACCGUUGUUGAGGUGGGGGAGGGCGUAGAGCGCUUCCACGUCGGCGACCGUGUUGUGGCAGCGGCUUCUGCCAUCUCCGUCAACAGCUCCUUCGAGGGCGGUUUCCAGCUGUACACAGUCAUCCGCGAGUGGCUGGCCGCACCACUGCCAGACAGCAUUACCUUUGAGCAGGCCAGUGUUCUACCCUUAGCUAUCUUCACAGCCUCUCAUGGCCUGUUUGACACCGGCUACCUAGGCCUUGAUUUGCCCACCGUGCCCGCACGUCAGUCUAGAGAAAAGCGUGCUGUUGUCAUUACCGGUGGGUCAUCCGCUGUUGGUAGCACCGCAAUUCAGCUGGCCGUAUCUGCCGGAUACGAGGUUGUGUCGACGGCGUCUCCCAAGAACUUCGACUAUGUCCAGAAGCUCGGUGCCACCCAUGUGUUUGACUACAAGAGUGACACCGUGAUCGACGACAUUAGCGCCGCUGUCAAGGGACUCCACCUGGCCGGUGGCUACUCCAUCGGCGACGGCUCCAUCGACCUCCUGGCCGCUGUCUUGGGAAGGCACGAGGGCCCCUCUGUCAAUAAAGUUAUUGCUCUCGCUGGCGGCAAGCCCGGGGGUAGCAUCAUUGACCCGACCAUCCAGGUCAAGUUCAUCCUACUCGGCCCGGACGCAGCUGGCCCCGACUCUGUCGUGGGCAAAGUUUACACGAGCUACCUCCCUGAUGCACUCGCCAACAGGCAGUUUGUGCCAGCACCCGAAGCGAUGGUUGUGGGCCAGGGACUGGAAAAGUUACAGGAGGCUUUUGGAAUCCAUAUGCAGGGUGUUUCAGCAAAAAAGAUUGUUGUCUCACUAUGA
Messenger RNA from Penicillium hordei, 1059 nucleotides. Its product is annotated as zinc-binding alcohol dehydrogenase family protein. Lineage: Eukaryota; Fungi; Ascomycota; Eurotiomycetes; Eurotiales; Aspergillaceae. Gene Ontology annotation, molecular function: oxidoreductase activity, acting on NAD(P)H. The record is from RefSeq and is a predicted model, not a curated record. The transcript has a single exon. The coding region runs from base 1 to 1059 and encodes 352 amino acids.